GUUUCGCUGUAUGUUGGCAUGCUGGUAAUCCUUCGGUCAAGAAAUCUGUCGACAGAUCUUGGCGUAGCUAAUGGUUCUCAGGGCGUGGUGUGUAAGAUUUAUACCGCACAAUGCGUGCAAGGUUUCACUUACUGUACCUGUGCUCUUGUAGACUUUGCGGGGAGUCGUGUCCGAAUCCCCGGUUUGCCAGAGGGUACUUUCCCCAUAACCCCCAUUUCAUGGACAUUUACAACCCUCGCACCCGGGUCCUUCGACAGAUCGUUCAGGUUGUGUGUCACACGCGAACAGUUGCCCAUCCAGCCUGCAUUCACUGUAACGGGACACUCUGCCCAAGGCAAAACUCUGCCAAUGGUUAUUGUCAACCUCCAUGAGGGAGGAUUCGCG
Molecule: messenger RNA, 384 nt
Organism: Suillus clintonianus
Lineage: Eukaryota; Fungi; Basidiomycota; Agaricomycetes; Boletales; Suillaceae
Exons: 1
Source: RefSeq, a predicted model, not a curated record